AUGACGAAGGGCAAGGCUUGCGAGCUUUGUAAUCAGCAAGCGUCUCUCUAUUGUCCCUCGGAUUCCGCAUUUCUCUGUUCCGAUUGUGACGCCGACGUGCACUCCGCCAACUUCCUCGUCGCUCGCCACUUCCGCCGACGCCUCUGCUCCAAAUGCAACCGUUUUACCGGAAUCUACAUCUCCGGCGCCACCACGCUCCCAUCCACAUGCGCCUCUUGCUCGCCGGAAAAUCCUCCUUCCGAUGACGGCGAUUCUCUCCCUUCCUCUUCCACCUGCGUCUCAAGUUCGGAGUCCUGUGCCACUAAGAAGAUUGAGGCGACACGCACGGCGGCAGGGAAGAAGAGGAGGAGUUUUUUUAGUUCUGUCACCGACGAUGCGUCUCAGGAAGCGAAGAGACGACGGAUGAAUGUCGGAUCGGUGGAAGAUGAGGAGGUAUUUGAAAAGUGGAGCAGAGAGAUAGGGUUAGGGUUAGGUGAGAACGGUAACCGCGUGGCGUCGCACGCUCUGAGAGUAUGCCUGGGAAAGUGGAAUUCCCUUCCGUUCAAGGUGGCUGCGGCGACGUCGUUUUGGCUGGGCCUGAGAUUUUGUGGGGACAGAAGUCUCGCCAGGUGGCAGAAUCUGGCGAGGUUGGAGACCGUCUCCGGAGUGCCAGCUAAGCUGAUUCUGGCCGCACAUGCGAACCUCGCACGCGCCUUCUCGCAGCGCCGCGAAUUGCACGAGGGAUGGGGCGAGUCCUAG
Molecule: messenger RNA, 738 nt
Organism: Sphenostylis stenocarpa
Lineage: Eukaryota; Viridiplantae; Streptophyta; Magnoliopsida; Fabales; Fabaceae
Source: the annotation of a GenBank genome assembly